CGAGUACUUUUUCCGUUUGUUUUCUUUCUUCUAUUCCUUUUCUUUAUUCUCUUUGUUUUUUCCACAACUAGCUACACCAACACAAUGCAUGAUCACAGUCAUCAAUACCCUCUUCCUUGUUUGUAUUGCCACCCUUAUAGCUAUAUUAGGAUGGUUCAAAAUCUCAUAGAGAGAUGCAUGCUCUUUCACAUGAGCCAAGACCAGUGCAUAAGGGCACUGGCAGAACAUGCAGGGAUUAAGCCACUUGUUACUGUUACAGUGUGGAAAGAGUUGCAAAAGGAGAACAAGGAGUUCUUUCGAGCAUAUUUGCAAGUUGUCACUCCCAGGCCAUUAUUCAUGAGUAGAUGUUUUCAAAGGAGACCAAAUUUGGCAAGAAGGAAACACUGGAAAUGAUUAAUAGUGGCUGAAUAACCCUACAAGGGAAAAGUGAGCUGGAUUACUCUGUCACCAUAUAGUUAAAGAUGCAUCAGGGAAUAUUAGUGAUGACUAAUUAUAGCACAAGAAAGUUAUUUGGUCAGUAUCUCUCUAAGGAUUUGUGGGUGCAGACCCUCGUUCCUAGCACAUAUAUAGUGGCCAAUGGUUGUAGUUCCUUAAUACUAUAGAUGCUGUUCUCAAAGCCAUUAAAGAAAUAAAACUGUAUCAUUCUAGGCUUCUAGCCAUUAGCUAUAACUUUUGGUGUGUAAGGAUGCAACAUAAGUGAUUGAAAUGUUUUUGCAUUUAUUUUUGUGUAAUUUUCCAAGUUUAAUUGAGAUUUUCUUGUGUGUGUGUGAGGAUGCUUAUUUCCAGCAUUUUGAUUGUAAAGGAAGCUGCCAAAGGUAUCAUUUCCCACUUGUAUAAAUUUGACAGCUGUAAAGUUGAUUCAAAUGAACCAAACUUAAUAUAUGAUA
This is a messenger RNA of Glycine soja, 887 nucleotides long. RefSeq lists its product as uncharacterized. The record is from RefSeq and is a predicted model, not a curated record. The transcript has 4 exons. Bases 85 to 393 code for a protein of 102 amino acids. Lineage: Eukaryota; Viridiplantae; Streptophyta; Magnoliopsida; Fabales; Fabaceae.